AUGUUAGAAUCAUUGGCCAAUGAACUUAUCCUUGAACUCUUCGAGUUGUUCAAUGAUAUUCAACUUCUUCGUGCAUUUCGUGGUCUCAACUCUCGUUUUGAUACACUUCUCGAUGUACAUUUCCGAGAGUAUAGUCUUGAUUUUCGAUCUGUAUCCAAACGCGACUUCGACAUAUUCUGUCGACGACAGCUUCCAUCAUGCAUCAAUCGAGUUACUUCAAUUUAUCUAUCGGAUGAUGACGAAACUCCAAAUUUAUCUGACCAUUUUCUUUCUUACAAUUCAAUGAUCAAUAUGUUUACGAGCUUACGUUCACUUGCACUUUAUGGUCUUCGUUCUACAGUCACGGUGCAGAAGUUCGUAUUGGAGUGUCGUAAUCUUCCAUGUCUUACUCAUUUGAAAGUGAUUCAGUGUCAUUUUGAAGUUCAAAAGGAAUUUAUUUGUUUCAACAACACUGUUUGGCAUCUAACAAAACUUACUCAUUGUCAUUUUGACAACAUUUGUGAGCCUACCAUUCGUUUCAUCGAACCAAAAAUAUCUUCAUUAUCAAUCGAACAUCUCUUAAUCACGAAUACGGCAUGUCAGUUGCAUGAAUUAGCUCGUUUACUCAAACAAGCACCCCAUCUUCGACGACUCAAUGCCAGUAUUGCGCCUAAUGGUGAUGAUGAUGAUGAACGAAUGCAAGCGAUUCAUUCAUCAAUCACUGCACUAUCGCUCGUGUUUCAUCAUUCGAUAGAAAAAAUGAAGAAUCUUCUGCACACAAUGCCAAAUUUACUUCGUUUGACAAUCGAUACAACCAACAUGUACUUGAAUGGUCAUCAAUGGGAACAGAUCAUUGUCAAACAACUUCGCAAGUUAAAAAUCUUUCGAUUUCGAAUGACAUUUUCUUUUUUCGAAAACAAUAGCAACAACAAUAUAGAAGAACAAAUCGAUCUACUACUUGAUACAUUUCGAACUCCCUUUUGGCUCAAUGAACAUGGCUGGUUUGUUCGAUGUGAUUGGAAUGCCCAAGCCAUCGAUAAUAUAUCUCUCUAUACUGUACUUUAUGCUUUUGAUGUACUCUCUUUUCAUCAUUCUAUGCGAUCGAAAUGGACUUGUCCGAAUGAUAGCAAAUAUUGGUCUUAUAAUCGAGUCAAGCAUUUUUGGUAUCAAAAUGAUUUAUUUCAAGAUCUGACUCUCUUUCCUGCUCGUUUUCUCAAUAUUCAUCAUCUACGACUGCGACUUCCCGUUAAUGAUAAUUUCUGGUUUGUUAUUUCCACGUUGCAUAACCUAACUUCACUCAAUCUUUCACUACGUCAAAGUCGGACUAUAACUCAAAUAAAUGCUUUACUCGAUCGAACACCUAAUAUCUAUUCAUUGACCAUUGACCCGUCGUUAUUUUCACGAUUAUCAGCAUUAGAAAAUAUCAGUAAAUCAAUUCGUCGAUUGAAUCUUUUUGAAAUUUCUGGAUCGUAUUUGGACAAUGUCCAAUGUUCACUCUUGGCUAAUUCAUCACUUGGACGUCAAUGUGAAAUUCUUGUUGUUGGCGUUGAACAUCGAACAAAUGCGUACUUUUUGAUCACUCAUAUGUCCAACCUUCGUGUGUUGAUAUUUCGAUGUCGAGAUGAUAAAUGGCAUGAGAAUGGAUCAUCGUCCGCGAGAGAUGAACUUCUUAGUUGGUUAAAGAACCGAUUGCCAUCCACUUGUUCGAUUACCAGAAAUGUAAAAGCUGCCUUUAAAAUUCGAGUAUGGACUGGCUAA
Molecule: messenger RNA, 1737 nt
Organism: Rotaria sp. Silwood2
Lineage: Eukaryota; Metazoa; Rotifera; Eurotatoria; Philodinida; Philodinidae
Source: the annotation of a GenBank genome assembly